This is a messenger RNA of Lolium rigidum, 1728 nucleotides long. Its product is annotated as adenylate-forming reductase 06235-like. The record is from RefSeq and is a predicted model, not a curated record. The transcript has a single exon. Lineage: Eukaryota; Viridiplantae; Streptophyta; Magnoliopsida; Poales; Poaceae. Bases 1 to 1728 code for a protein of 575 amino acids.
AUGGACAAGCAAGGGCCAGCAGUAAAGCAUACCCCGAUCAAGUUCUCGAGCUGCCGCGGCGUCGCGUUUGAGAUCAAGCCCUCUCAAGUCAGCCCCUUCGCUCUCGACGCCGCCGGUGCUGCUGAGCAGCCGCCGAAUGACUCCAACGGCGGCCGGUGGGUCUGGUUCCCUCAGCCUAUGAACCGCGAACACUCCUCCGCGACCUUGCGUUCGGCGCUCAGCCGGGGAACAAGCAGCCACUUCUGCGACCUCGAUGACAGCGAUGACGAAGACGCGGACGACGAUGAAUCCGUCGCGGCCGACGAGAUCCACGACGACGAGGAGAUGGCCUUGGCAACGGCAGCACCCGACGUUUCAAACGUGCGGAGCCGGAGCAGGAGGUCUCUCUCGUCGUCUGCUAAGCCUGUCAGGGCGGCGGCGGCGAAAGGGCACUCCCGGCUCGGCGUCAUACUGCUCGACCAGGGCCUGUUCACCGUGUACAAGCGUCUCUUCAUGAUCUGCGUCGCGCUGAACGCGGCGGGGCUCGCUGCAGCGGCCACCGGCCACUUCCCUUACGCCAAGGGUCACGCCGCCCUCUUUGCCAUGGGGAACAUCCUCGCUCUCACGAUGUGCCGCUCCGAGGCGGUGCUGCGAGCUGUCUUCUGGCUCACUGUCGCGCUCCUCGGGCGGCCAUGGGUGCCUGUCACCAUAAAGACAGGCGUUACGGCGAUCCUCCAGUCUCUCGGCGGCAUCCACAGCGGCUGCGGCGUGUCGUCGCUGGCGUGGCUGGUGUACGCACUCGUGCGGGCGCUCAAGGAUAGCCACGUGACGCCCCGUGAGAUCGUGGGCGUGUCGUCCGCCAUACUAGCGCUCCUCGCGCUCUCGUGCCUCGCCGCGUUCCCGCUCGUUCGCCACCUCCACCACAACGUGUUCGAGCGCACGCACCGUUUCGCUGGAUGGACAGCGCUCGCGCUGCUCUGGGUCUUCGUCGUGCUAUCCGCCGGCUACGACUCGUUGACCAGAUCCUACUCUGGUCUCACAGUCGCCUCCCUCGUUAAGAGCCAGGAGCUAUGGCUCACGGCCGUCAUCACCUUCUUAACCAUCCUCCCGUGGUUCGCCGUGCGGCGCGUGCCGGUCACGGUCACCGCGCCCUCCACACACGCGUCCAUCAUAACCUUCCAGGGUGGUGUCAAGGCCGGCCUGCUCGGACGCAUUAGCCGCUCCCCGCUCUCCGAGUGGCACGCCUUCGGCAUCAUCUCCGACGACAGGGACACGCACUCCAUGCUCGCCGGCGCGGUCGGCGACUUCACCCGAGGCCUCGUCUCGGACCCGCCCAGCCACCUCUGGGUGCGCAAAGUCCACUUCGCUGGCUUGCCCUACCUUAUCAGCAUGUACCGGAGAGUCACAAUGGUCGCCACGGGCUCCGGCAUAUGCGUGUUCCUGUCGUUCCUGAUGCAACCAAGCUCCGCAGAGGUGUCUUUGGUGUGGGUGGCCAAGGGGAUCGAUGCCAACUACGGCGAAGGAAUGAGUGCGAUGGUGGCGAACAGCAAGAUCCUUGCAGGGCGUGUGAUCGUGCACGACACCGCUACGAUGGGGCGGCCGAACGUCUCGGAGCUAGCCGUGGGCGCAGCGCGACGAUGGAACGCGGAUGCGGUGAUAGUAACCAGCAACCCGGAGGGAAGCAGGGACGUCGUAAGCGGCUGCAAGAAGGCCGGUAUCCCGGCAUUUGGGCCUAUCUGGGAUUCUUGA